This is a messenger RNA of Salvia hispanica, 554 nucleotides long. Lineage: Eukaryota; Viridiplantae; Streptophyta; Magnoliopsida; Lamiales; Lamiaceae. The record is from RefSeq and is a predicted model, not a curated record.
CCCAAACAGGUGAUCCGGAUUGCUCAGACAGACGCCCAUUUCAUGUACACCUCUCUCCCUCUAUCUCUCUUACACACACAAACACCAGCUCGCCGGCGGGAGGCUUUCCGAUAUCAAUUUCCCCGCUCCUGCCUCCAAUUACUCCAAUUUCAAUUCGCAUGGCGGUUCCUCCAUCUCUCUCACUACUCCCUCAAGACACACACGCACACAUGUGAAUUCAAGAGCUUGCUAAGCUCUUGAAUUCGGAGAGCUCAUACGUGACAACUCGAGUAAUGGGAACAUUUGGAUACGUUGCUCCAGAAUAUGCUUGCACGGGUAUGCUGAACGAGAAGAGUGAUAUUUAUAGCUUCGGGAUACUAAUCAUGGAGGUUAUUACUGGAAGAACUCCUGUUGAUUAUAACCGACCGCAGGGAGAGGUUAAUCUAGUCGAGUGGCUGAAAAUGAUGGUUGGAAACACGACUUUCAUUGUACUAUUAUUAUUUGCAAAAAAAUAUUAAUUAAUUUAGUACUACUAUUAAAUUAGAGAACGUUGUAAUAAGUUUUGCUCGUUUUAA